CUUUUCCAAAACACCCAUAUAAAAAUGCAAUAUUGUUUAAUCUUCAAACAAAAAAUUAAUGUUCUUUCUUGGUUUAUAUCUACGACGAUUCCUCUUGUUUCUAACAGCUAACAAUAAAAGGAAGUUCUUUCUUGGUAUAUAUAAGGCACACAAACAUUUAUAUCCAUCAUCUGAAUCCAAUCAUUUUCGACUUUUUUUUUUUUUUCCACCAAUGGUUGACAUCUACUUCAUACUCUUACUCAUUUCGUUUAUCUCCAUUCUAUUCAUCCGAUCCUAUUAUGCAUCUUCCCUGUGCAAAUCCCGGCUUCUUCCGAGCCCCUUGGCUCUUCCGAUCAUCGGACACCUCCACCUCCUUGCUCCAAUCCCUCACCAAGCUUUACACAAGCUCUCCACUCGAUAUGGUCCAGUAUUCCGAUUCUUACUCGGAUCAGUACCUUGUGUUGCUGUUUCUUCACCGGAAAUGGCAAAAGAAUUCCUUAGAACAUACGAAGCUUCCUUCUUAGAUCGACCCCGAAACACCACAACAGUCUACUUGACCUACGGGUCAAAAGAUUUCAUGUUUGCUCCUUAUGGAUCCUACUGGAAACUCAUGAAGAAACUGAUUAUGUCGGAGCUCUUAAACGGUAGAACCCUCGAUUUACUUCUUCCUGUACGACAAGACGAGAUUAAUCGGUUCAUGAACAUGUUAUCACAAAACGCAAAACUUGGUAUGCCUGUGGAUCUUAAAGGCGAGCUUUUCAAGUUGACAAACAACGUGAUUUCGAGAAUGAUUGUGAGCGAAAGGUGUUCGGAGGAUGAAAACGAAGCAUCUAAUAUGAUGAAGCUGGUUACCGAGAUAACAGAGAUUAGCGGUAGAUUUAACCUCGCAGAUUACAUCUGGUUCUGUAAGAAUCUUGAUUUACAAGGGUUUGGAAAACGUUUAAAGGAGAUACACCCACUUUACGAUAACUUGAUAGAAAGGAUCAUACGUGAGCAUGAAGAAGAAAGGAGGAAGAAGAAGGACAAAGAUGAAGUGAAGGACCUUCUGGACAUUCUACUCAAUGUUUCAGAAGAUGAUUCCAUGGAGCUGAAAGUGAGCAGAGAAAACAUUAAAGCCUUUAUUCUGAACUUAUUCGUUGCAGGAUCAGACUCAUCCGCACUUACUGUAGAAUGGGGUUUAGCCGAACUAAUCAACAAUCCCAGAGUAAUGAAAAAAGCAAUAGAAGAAAUAGAUCGAGUUAUCGGAAAAAACCGAAUACUAGAAGAAUCCGACAUACCGAAUCUUCCAUACCUCCAAGCAAUCGUGAAGGAAACCCUAAGGUUACACCCCACAGCGCCAAUAAUCCCGAGAACAUCAACCGAAGAUUGCGUAGUCGGAGGCUACCAUAUUCCUUCAAAAACUACUGUUUUUGUAAAUGUUUGGGCCCUUGGUAGGGAUCCGGAGAAUUGGAAGGAUCCACUGGAGUUCAAUCCUGAAAGGUUUGAAGGGAGUCAGGUGGAUGUUAGAGGACAACACUUCCAGAUGUUGCCGUUUGGGAGCGGGAGACGAAUGUGUCCUGGGAUGUCUUUAGCGAUGCAAAUCGCACAAGUGGCUUUGGGUGCGAUGCUUCAAUGCUUCGAGUGGAAGGCUGGUCAACACGGGGAUACGACUCGUGUUGAUAUGAAAGAGGGACCUGGGAUCACACUUCCUAGAGCUAAUCCUUUGGUUUGUAUUCCUGUGCCAAGACUUCAUUCACUCUGCUGACACUCGCGGAUUUAAAGUUUGGGUAAAAAAAAAAAAAAAAAAAAAAAAAGACUUGUAAA
Molecule: messenger RNA, 1782 nt
Organism: Lactuca saligna
Lineage: Eukaryota; Viridiplantae; Streptophyta; Magnoliopsida; Asterales; Asteraceae
Source: the annotation of a GenBank genome assembly